This is a messenger RNA of Helianthus annuus (common sunflower), 2291 nucleotides long. Its product is annotated as protein NSP-INTERACTING KINASE 1. Gene Ontology annotation, biological process: protein phosphorylation. The transcript has 11 exons. Lineage: Eukaryota; Viridiplantae; Streptophyta; Magnoliopsida; Asterales; Asteraceae. Gene Ontology annotation, molecular function: ATP binding; protein binding; protein kinase activity. Bases 253 to 2121 code for a protein of 622 amino acids. The record is from RefSeq and is a predicted model, not a curated record.
GAGAAAAAGUUAUAUUAUUUUCAUUUUUAAAAUUUGUCCCUGACCCAGUGCCAGGCAUGCUACUUCUCUUUAUACUACAAAAAAAAAAAAAAACAACACAAAAGGGCUCACACUGCUUUUUCUUGGGUCUAUCAGAUUAUUGUGUAAAAUGGGCAUCAUACAAUCAUCAUCAUUCAUCAACCUUCACAACUUAUAACACAUUUCACCUGCUGCAUAUAACUUGCAUUGAGUCAUUUCAAGUUUUUUUAUAUAAUGAGGGUACAUAAAAAGAUUGGUGCUUUGAUAUGUUUCUUGAUGCUUUGGGGGUGUUCAAAUGGGUUGCUUUCUCCUAAAGGUGUAAACUUUGAAGUGCAAGCUUUAAUGGGUAUCAAAGCUUCAUUGGUGGACCCUCAUGGUGUUCUUGAGAAUUGGGAUGCUGAUGCUGUUGACCCAUGUAGUUGGACCAUGGUUACUUGCUCUUCAGAAUCUCUUGUCAUUGGGUUGGGGACACCUAGUCAAAAUUUAUCAGGCACACUUUCACCAAGCAUUGGCAACCUAACUAAUCUUCAAAUUGUAUUGUUGCAGAAUAACCGCAUUACUGGGCCGAUCCCAGCGGAAAUUGGUAAACUAAAGAAGCUUCAAACAAUUGAUCUUUCUGAUAACCAAUUCACCAAAGGAAUCCCCUCUUCUUUAGGUCAAUUAACAAGUCUUCAAUACAUGAGGCUGAACAACAACAGUCUUUCUGGCCCAAUCCCACAAUCAGUAGCUAACAUGACCCAACUUGCUUUUGUGGACUUAUCCUUCAAUAACUUAAGUGGCCCGGUUCCUAGGUUUCCUUCCAAGACCUUCAACAUUGUAGGGAACCCUUUAAUAUGCAAAACAGGAUCUGAGCAAGAAUGUUAUGGAAUGACAUUAAUGCCCAUGUCAAUGACUUUAAACACUACUCAAGGUGAUAGCACUUUGCCAAGUUCAAAAGGUCACAAAGUUGCGCUUGCCAUUAGUACAAGCCUCGGGUGCAUCUCGUUGCUCAUUUUUGGACUCGCCUUGAUUUGGUGGAGACGUAGGCAUAAUCAAGAACCGUUCUUUGACGUCAAAGAUAGACACCACGAGGAAGUUUCGCUAGGAAAUCUAAGGAAGUUCCAAUUCAGGGAACUUCAAAUAGCAACACACAACUUUAGCAACAAGAACAUAUUAGGUAAAGGAGGUUUUGGGCAUGUAUACAAAGGACAACUACAAGACGGGAGUUGUGUGGCGGUAAAACGCCUCAAAGAUGGUGGAGCCGCAGGCGGAGAGAGGCAGUUUCAGACGGAAGUUGAGAUGAUCAGCCUAGCUGUACACCGGAACCUACUCAGAUUAUAUGGGUUUUGCAUGACUCCAACAGAAAAGUUGUUGGUCUAUCCUUAUAUGUCCAAUGGCAGUGUUGCAUCACGUCUCAAAGCAAAACCAGUGUUAGAUUGGGCCAUACGGAAGAAAAUUGCAUUAGGGGCAGCAAGAGGAUUAUUAUAUCUUCAUGAACAAUGUGACCCCAAAGUUAUUCAUAGGGAUGUCAAGGCUGCAAAUAUAUUACUUGAUGAUUGCUGUGAAGCAGUUGUGGGAGACUUUGGUCUAGCAAAGCUUCUAGACCAUCAAGACUCUCACGUAACCACCGCGGUUCGUGGGACCGUAGGCCAUAUAGCACCGGAGUAUCUCUCCACGGGCCAGUCAUCCGAAAAGACAGACGUUUUUGGAUUCGGAAUCCUUCUUCUUGAACUGAUCACCGGUCAACGCGCUUUAGAGUUUGGAAAAGCUGCUAACCAGAAAGGAGCAAUGCUUGAUUGGGUGAAAAAGAUUCAUCAAGAGAAGAAACUGGAGAUAUUAAUCGACAAAGACUUGAAGAACAACUACGAUCGAAUCGAGUUAGAGGAAAUAGUGAAAGUGGCAUUAUUGUGCACACAAUAUCUUCCGGGCCACAGGCCAAAGAUGUCGGAAGUUGUACGAAUGCUUGAAGGCGAUGGGUUAGCGGAGAAAUGGGAAGCUUCACAGGGAGUUGAGUCAAGUACGAAGUACCGUACGCUGGAGUUGUCGUCUUCGUCGGAGCGAUAUUCGGACCUGACCGACUCUUCUUUGCUCGGACAAGCGAUAGAACUCUCCGGCCCCCGAUGAGCUAGCUAAUAGAUUUGAAAUAGAAAAAAUGGGGGGAAAUUUUUAUAUCUUUUUUUCCUUCGGAAAUGAGCCUUAUAUAUAUAUAUAUAUAUAUAGGGUUUGCUUGCAUAUGUUAAAAACCUCAAUGUUAGUUAAUUUAGUAUGAAAUAUAAAAGUAGCGUUUUUAUAUA